AUGAAAAGGGGCGACAGUGAUCAUCGAUUUUCAAAUUUAGACAUUGGAUAUUGGAAAUGGAAGGAUAACAAAGUGGUUCAUUUAGUAUCUAAUUUUCAUGGGAAUGAAACGGCUACUGUGUCACGUAAAGAAAAAAUUGGGUCCAAGUCUACCAUUACAUGCCCUGUAGCUGUCAAAGGUUACAAUAGCUAUAUGGGCGGCGUAGAUACAGCUGAUCGUUUGAGAGCCCUUUACUGUAUAGAUCGCAAAUCUCCGAAAUGGUGGCACAGGUUGUUUUGGGGUCUUCUGGACAUCGCAUUUGUCAAUUCAUAUGUCAUUCAUGGACUUAUAAUGGAACAGACUACCGUAAAAGAUUUUCGACGUUCUGUUACUCAAGGCUUGAUGACAAUGAAAGAUGUUAGUCAGAAAAGAAAGACUUCUACAACUAAUACUUCGGAAGGUGGCCCUUCCAAAAGACGCAAAUCUGACUACUCCACUAUAAAAGACGUUCGCUUGGGUAAUAGAGACAUCCAUUGGCCUUCGUUUGUAGAAAAUAGGGAAAGGUGUGAGGUUUGUAGUAUGAAAAAGAUUCAGUCAAAACCUCAUAGUAAAUGUUCCCAUUGCAACGCGUUUGUGUGUGUAAAUGAAAAGAAAAAUUGUUUUGCUGAAUACCACGAGGUUAAUUUGUAA
Messenger RNA from Parnassius apollo (apollo), 669 nucleotides. The record is from the annotation of a GenBank genome assembly. Lineage: Eukaryota; Metazoa; Arthropoda; Insecta; Lepidoptera; Papilionidae.